CAGGGAAGGACUCUCGUCUCCUUGUCUUCAGGAUGAGCGCUGUACAAAAUGGCAUAGAAGCAAAGCAGAUGGCAAAGAGCAAAUAUGACUGCAGAGAAAAUAAACUUGAGAAAACAAAAGGCUGCCAUUUGUAUGCCAUUAAUACUCACCACAGCAGUGAACUGAGGAUUGUUGUGGCUAUUAGGAACAAACUUCUUCUCAUCACAAAGAAAUACAAUCAAGGCAACGAUUUAACCAGUUUCUGUUUGAUGUCACCACUGUCUGAAUCACCAGUGGAGGAAUUCCAGUACAUCAGGGAGAUUUGUCUCUCUGACCCUCCAGUGAUCAUGACUCUGGUGGAUGGACCUACUGGAGACAAUGACAAUACGAUCUGUGUAGCAUAUCGGCAUCAGUUUGAUAUAGUUAACGAAAGUACUGGGGAGUCCUACAGGUUACAUCAUGUUGAAGCAAGCAGGGUUAAUUUUGUUGCAGCUAUUGAUGUAUAUGAAGACGGUGAAGCUGGUCUACUGUUGUGUUAUAACUAUGUCUGCUACUACAGAAAGGUAUGCCCCUAUAAUGGGGGUACUCCUUUGGUCCAGACAUCAGCAUCAGACUUCCACUUUAGUUGGAACCAGGUUCCUUAUGCCACUGUUUGUGCUUUCCCUUAUAUCCUGGCUUUCACUACUGAUUCCAUAGAGAUACGAUUAGUGGUGAAUGGAAACCUAGUCCACACAGCUGUGGUGCCUGAACUUCAACUUGUUGCAUCAAGGUCAGAUAUUUAUUUUAAAGCUACUGGAACAGUCAGUGGAUCAUCCAAUAGCAGUUCCAAGGAAACUAGUUCAAACAGUUCUCCUCAGACUCCAACAGCUCAUGAAAUGCCAGAAUUUCCUUCUUCCUCAGCGGAAGGUGAAGUUCAGUAUAAAAACUUAUACAAAAUUCCUCUCAGUAACCUGGUUGGGAGGAGCAUUGAACGACCUCUGAAGUCACCAUUAGUCCCCAAGGCCAUCAUCACCUCAACUUCCAGUGUUACUGCCUCAGCUCCUGUCAGUCACUCAUUAUCUUUGUCUCGUAUGGAAAUUAAAGAAAUUGCAAGCAGGACACGCAAAGAACUGCUGGGCCUCUUGGAUGAGAAAGUUCCCAAAUCAGAAGUAGCACAGAAGCAAAAGAAGGUUCCUCGAAAACCAUCAGACCACAAGCAGGGAGCAAUAAGGUCAACAAGCAGUGACAGAAUAAUUUCAAGCUCUUUUGAAAGCAGUUCUGAAGGGCGUCACCUUUCCACUAGUUCAGAUCCUGAUACUGCAGCAAACCGGGAGGAGAGCCCACCAUCUAGCAGUCCAUUUCAUCUCACUACUUCAUUUGAUGAAGACGUCAUUGACUUGAAGUGAAGACAAUCUUAAGUCCCUUAUUUUCUCCUUUUCCUUUUCUUAUGACUCUGAAGGCCUUAUAGCAAUGUCACAACACUGCUUUUAGUGAUAACAUAUGGCUGGAAAUAGAGUUGGUGAAUAUUCUCUACAGAACCAAACUGGGUGAAGCUUUUUUCCCGUCCUUAUGUUUACCUUUCUCAGUUAAAGAACCAGUGGUUUGUACUGUAGCAAGGUGGUAGAUAUCAAUGGUAGUUUUAGGAUGGUAAUUUUAAGUAAAUAAAAGGAUUCAUUUUUAUUCCCUCUGAACUUAUGUUUGGAGUACGUGAAUGAGAGUAACACUUAGCUGUGUUAUUUACAGCCGCUGAUAUUACAAAUUGUUCCAUAGCACAGUGUGUCAUGUAGAAAGAUGAUCUUUAUAAAGAAAAUUAAUUUAUUCCAAUUUUUUUAAAAGAUAAAAACAAACUUGUGACAAAGUUCUUUUCAGCCAGGAUCAUCUAUCCCUGAAGUGGUACUGUUCUGUUAUAAUGUUUACUGAAGAACUAAGGAUAUUCUAUGAAGAUCAGGUAAGAUA
Chelonoidis abingdonii (Abingdon island giant tortoise) is the source of this 1914-nucleotide messenger RNA. The record is from RefSeq and is a predicted model, not a curated record. NCBI's taxonomy places the organism in Eukaryota, Metazoa, Chordata, Testudines, Testudinidae.